Molecule: messenger RNA, 4164 nt
Organism: Microplitis demolitor
Lineage: Eukaryota; Metazoa; Arthropoda; Insecta; Hymenoptera; Braconidae
Gene: jus
Exons: 6
Coding region: 331-1221 (296 amino acids)
Source: RefSeq, a predicted model, not a curated record
CGGAACCCGCAGUCGUGGUGACAAAGCCCAUGAAGAAGGACAAUUAACUUGACGAAAUAUUUUUUUACUCCGAUAACAUCAUCGCUGGUUGAUAUUUUAAAUAUAUUGACCUGAGUGAAAGUUUGUGAGUGAGGUAAGUGGCAGGGUGUCGAAAGGAUCAGCCAGGGGAUAUUGUUAUAUACAUAUCUGUAUUUAUAUCUGUAUAUAUUUACAUAAUAACAAAGGAGGAAGUGUGAUCGAUGAGAAGCGCGGUCGUGAAUUCGGUUCACGAGUAUGUAAUAUGAUAAGACGUGACACGACGGGCCUGAGUGUCCGGGUUCGGUUGAAGAGAUGUUGGAGUGGUUGGCGCAAUCUGGAGGCACUCGGUUGAUCUGUCUUAUCAUUGUCUCAUGGGUUCUCCUGGGACACCAGGUCCAAGGGGGCCCCGACCCCCCGGAGUUUACUACUCGCGAAGAUGUAUCGAGUCGUGGGUUUAAAAAAUUUGGAGAUGAGUGCAAAGAAGAUCGUGAGUGUGGAUUCGAUGGGUCGUUUUGCGAUCCCAAAAGUAAAAAAUGCUACUGCAGAGAAGAAUUUCUUGUUACAAAUCAUAUUGACAAGUGUGGACAUCCCGCCAAUGUGAACGAGUCGUGCUUUUUUACCGAACAAUGCGAGGAAAAGGUAUCGCAGACCGAAUGCCGGGACGGACGAUGCAUCUGCAUAUUCGAGAAAAUUCCAGUUAUGCAGCCCGGUGGAGUUUUCGAGUGUAUUGCCGAGGUGAAGGAAGAGGAAAAUUUGCGGUACGUCGACCCAGCGAUGAUCGGGAUUCUCGUGGCAAUGGCUCUCAUGUUCAUAAUAAUCUGCGUGGUGCUGAGGCUCUUCAGCAAAGCGCGCUGGCGUGAAAACCGUACAAUAUUCAACACUCCAAAUGCUCGUCUGAUGAACGUCUCGCUGCUUCGUGACAACAACAAGCUACUUCACGCGCAGGAGAGACGAGGCUCGAGAGCGAGUCAACGAGGACCCUCGAGGCAACCUUCUAUGGCAUCUCUGAGGGCCCACUCACCCAAUGGCUCGCAGCAAGGGUCUCGUACAGGAUCACGCCGGGGAAGUCGAGGUAGCAGUGGGAACGCGUCCUCAAUAUCAUCAGCAAUAAGGGUCAACAAAUCACCGCCUCAUCAACCCAACACCCUCAAUGAUCCGGUCAUCGAGUGCGUCACCGUCGAGAUCACCGAGGCCAAAGCGUAGAGGAAUCCUCAUCUUGCCAGCCAGCACCCUCAUCUGAAAGCAUUCAUCGUGCUCUUUUUACUUAAAUUAUAGGCUACAGUAAGGUAAGAGACCUAGUACCCGAUCAGGGAACCAGUACUAGAUCACUUGAUGUAUUUAUAAAUCUAUAUUUAAUAAAAAUCAGUGAAUAUAGACAUAAAAAUGCAUGAGUAAUCGGGUACUGGUUCCCUGAUCAGGUACUGGGUCUCUUACCUUACGUUGUUUUAUAUUUUUAGCUUUAAAUCGUGUGUUAGAUCUCACGCUACUGCCCUUUAACUUUUAUUGUCCAACCAAUCAAUUAAAUUUCUUUUAAAAAAAAAAUAAUAAUUACACUUUUUUAAAUUAAAAGGGCAAACUCACUGUAGCUAUUAAUUAUUAUUAUUAAAUACUUUGAUAUAAUAUGACGAAAGUUUUUUUGUGCCGUCUCUUUAUAAGCUAAUGAAACCAAGUAUUAUAUAUAAUUAAUUUAUAUAUAAAUAUUACUAGAUAUUAUAUACUAUUAUCAAGUACAACGCUUUAGAUUUAUUCGCAAUCUCUCACGUUGGAUGAGUUAUUUAAAGUAUUAAUGACAAUCGGGUCUAGAUGAUAACUUAGAUGCGCAUAAUUUAAAUUAUUCAGUAUCUAAGGAUUGCAAUGAGAUGUGAACUAAGAAACAGGGCGCGCGAACGGGGACCAUGCGAUUAAAAUUUGAAUUAAAAACAACAACAACAUCAAUAAUAUAUACAUGUAAUUAAAUAAUUACUCUCCGUAACACGUGAUUCUUUACUGACGUUAUUAUUAUUAUUAAUGUAUUUAACUAUUUGAUAUUAACUCGUUUCUAUCACUUAUCAAAUUUUAUUAUCUAAUACGAGGUGACAGAAAAUUUAGUCUUGUGUCAAACGCGAUAGCUAUAAAAAUAAAAAUAAAAAUAAUAAUUAUUAAAAAUUAAAUAGAGUAAUGGCGCAAAGAAAUAAUUAAGACACGAAAUGUAGGUGAAAAAAAAGUGUAGUGAUAACUUUUGAUCUUUAUACACUUGGAAAAAAUCUAGUGAGAAUAUUUAACAAAAAAAAAUAUAAUAUUACUAUGAUCAUUAAUAACGAGAUAAUUAAUAAUACAAAUAUUUACAAUGCACGUUAAUAAAUUUACACAUAAGAUUUCUAAUAGAUUCCUUUUUUUCUAUAAACUAUAUACCUGAUCUAUGGAGUUAGCUACUAACAUAUACAUACAUUAUAUAUUUAAUAUUUGCAUUGAUAGCUAUUAAGCAAGUUUGGUCCAAAGAAUAAUAACAAGAUAAACAAAAUGAUGAAAUGAUGAAUAGGUAAGAGAUUUAUCUCGUUGAAUACUUUGCAAUUUAGUGCCUACGCUGUUGCGCAAAUAUCAUUACGAAUAAAUAUUUAAAAAACCAUUUAUUAAGAGACCAUCAAACAACAUGUCUAUCAAAUAAUAAAUAAACUUAAAUAAUAAUAAUAAUAAUUUAAAUAAAUAAAUAAACAUUAUCGUAAUAGAUGGAGAAUAAAAGUUGUCACGGUGGUGACGAUUUUUGUUACUUAUUGUCUCGGUUUAAAUGUGUCGAUUAGGCUUAGCAAUUGAAAAAUGCCUAGCGACUGUGCUAUACUCUGUGAUUGUAUGACGCUAUCAUUAAUAACUACUUUAAAAUAUUAAUAGUUACUAUUAAUUAUUAUUAAAGCAACAAUUAAUAUUUCUAUCUUACGAACGAGUCUUUCUUUUGAACUCGAAUAAGCGCACGAUUAGAAUUAAAUGGACAAAUAAAAACCUUGAACUAAAAAAUAAUAAUUAUUAUUACAUACAAGUUAAUGUAUAAGAUAAUCAGAGUUAAUGACGGUUAACAAUAGAUUGAUGAAACAUAAAAAAAUAAAAUAAACGACCGGUCUGAUUGCGAAGAAAAAUUUGGGGAAGGUUUUAUCUUCAUAAUCAGGAGGCGCGUCGUUUUUUUAAAAAGUUACCACGAUAAUCGACCACACACUAGAUAAAUUUAUAACAUUUAAUUACGUUGGUGUAUAAGUAUUUAUAAACAACGUCUAGAUCAUUUACUAAUAUCAUCUAUAGAUGAAUAAUAAUAAUUUUAUUAUUAUUAUUGAUAUAAUUGAUAAUAAAUAAAUGAAGAAUUAAUCUCUUGGCUUAGAGCAGAGUGCCCGAAGACACUCCCUUUUCUACCUCUUUUUUACUCUCUAUAUUAAACUUUAAAACUUUCGUACAUUCGACUGUGCUCUAAUUAUUUAAUUAUUUAUUAUUGAUAUUAUUAUUAUUGUUAAUAUCAUAAUGCACAGUCCUAUCAUUGUAUCGUUUUAAGGAAACCUAGAGAGUUAUUAGCUUGGCAUAUUUUUCACUUAUAAAUUUUCAAAACCAACUAAAUAAAUGUAUUACAAUCAUAUAUAUACAAAUAUAUAGAGGCGAGUGGGUGAUUAAUUAUUCGAGGGGAUGGUAAAUUUUAUUGAUGAAUUGGACGAAGGGUAGUCCAGCUUUGGGGAAGAGCUUGGACUAUCUUUCGUUACAAAAUCAGUUUGUCGACGCUAAUGUGUGAUUAAAUAUAUGGAGAAUCGAUAGCACUUAAAAAAUCAUCAUUAAAUCAAAAACAAAAAUUAAAAAAAUGUAUUUAUUGAUAAGUUACUAUUAAAUAUGUACGAAUCGCUUAAAUUCUAGCUUGUUUCAAUAUUGUUAAUUGUUUUAAUUACAAUUGUCGCUUGUGUUUGCACAUAAGUUCAAUUGAGCCGAUUUUCCUACUGAUUGUCGGAUAUGUAUUCUACUGAUUUUUUAAUUAAUUGUGUAUUUAUUGGUAGACAUAUUUAUAGUUCGCGUUGAUGUAGUGGAAAAUAUUUGUUUUUUUGAUUUAAAUGUUUUAUAUAAAGUGUUUAAAAUAUUUUAUCGAAUUAUUGCGUACUUAUGGCGGCUUAGAUAAACUUUAUAGUGUUUAUAUUAUGGAAAUUC